AUGAAUAAUAGUCUGCCCAAGACGGUUGUCAGUAGUAUUCCCAACAAUGCGAACCUAGCCAUGGUGGCUGUGGCUAGUGUGCCGUCCAAGCGCCAGAUCGACGUCUGUCAGUACCAACUCGAGCGAAGAUCUCGGUUCCCCGGCUUUGGAUCCAUGGGUCUGGUUGAAACCAUGUCCAGCCCUAUUCUAGAUGUCAAGUCCAUCUCUUUUUAUCUGUUAUGA
Penicillium lagena is the source of this 222-nucleotide messenger RNA. RefSeq lists its product as uncharacterized. NCBI's taxonomy places the organism in Eukaryota, Fungi, Ascomycota, Eurotiomycetes, Eurotiales, Aspergillaceae. Bases 1 to 222 code for a protein of 73 amino acids. The record is from RefSeq and is a predicted model, not a curated record. The transcript has a single exon.